CUGCCAGUUUGUGUGUGUGAGAGAGAGACCGCGCUCUUCGGAAUUCAUCACUGUCGUUUUUCUUUUUUAUAAUUCUAUCUUUUAUCGUUUUCCCCUCUUAUCUCCUUUUUUCGUUUUUUCGUUUUUUUUUCUCUAUUAUUCAUUUAUUGCGAUUUCAGUCAGUAAAUUCCAAAAUGUCGGAAGGUUCGAAAAGGUCUUCGGUUUCAACGAUAUCGGAUUCUGUUGCGAGAAUGGAGGCGGAACCCGCCGAGAAGAAGAAGAAAGGACUAGGAAUGUGGAUGACGUCCUUUUUCCUCAUUGCACAGAUGGCCGGGGCAGGAUUUCUCUCCCUCCCGAAGGCGCUGUCGAAUACGGGCUGGCUAGGGGUUCCCAUGCUGAUCCUGUUCUGCACAAUGGUAGGGUUCUCAGGCACGCGUCUCGGAAAGUGCUGGGUCAUCUUGGAGGAGAGAUAUCCUGAAUAUAAGAAACCUUGUCGGCAGCCCUAUAUGGAGAUCGCUGAUAAGGCCCUCGGAGUGCAUGGCAGACGCCUGACGCUGGCUAGUGUAGUGAUCACCCUCCUCGGCGGAACUACAGUCUUCCUCAUCUUGAUUGCGUCAUUCCUGAACGGCCUGAUCCCUCAGCUGAGUUCUUGUGAGUGGCUCCUGAUCGUGGCGGCGGUGAUCCUGCCCUUCACGUGGCUGGGGACGCCGAAGGACUUCUGGCAAGCCUCCGUCUUGGCCGUAGUCUCCACCGCCGUCGCUUGCAUCGUCAUCUUCAUCCAAAUCCUCGUGGAAAUAGAGGACCACGAGGACCCCUUCUACCAGAAUCCUACGAUCUCCACCUUCGCCCUCGGGUUCGGCGCCAUCCUGUUCGCCUUCGGGGGAGCCUCCGUGUUCCCGACCAUCCAGAACGACAUGGAGGAUCGGAGGCAGUUCGGCAAGAGCGUCGUGGUCGGGUUUGCGGCCAUCCUGAGUCUCUACCUCCCCGUGGCCGUGGCAGGAUACGCCGUUCAGGGAUUCGAAGUCGGCGACAACAUCCUUCUCUCCGUGAACCAAGCGUCCUGGUCGGUCACGGCCGCCAUUAUUCUCGAAGUGAUCAAUCUCUUCGGGACUUACAUCAUCUCCUUCAACCCCGUCGGGCAGGUGUUCGAGGAGCUCUUGAGGGUUGAGAACAAAUUCGGCUACAAGAGAUGCCUCGUUCGCUCGGCUAUCAUCAUUUUCGAAGUGCUUAUAGGUCUCGCUGUGCCUGACUUUGGCAUGAUUCUCAACCUUAUCGGCGGCUCGACUGUCACUGUGUGCUCCUUUAUCCUUCCGCCUCUGAUGUACAUGAAGUUGGUCGAUAGGACAGGCCCUCCAGAAUGGCCCAAGCGAACGAUCCCACUGUGGGAGCGAGUGGUACUGUGGGAAAUUAUCAUCGUUGGAGCUGUGGGAGGCCUUACCUCCACCGUGUCUGCCUUCAUCGCCAUCCUCGACCCAGAUUCCUUUAACAAAUCCUGCUUCGUCGCUUUUUCGUAAUAGGAUUCGCCGACGGAUGUGUUUUUUUUUUUUUCUCCUUUCAUCGGUGUCGGGUCUGUGUCCUUUCUAAUCCGUUUCUGAUUCUGUUCUUGGUUUAAAAAGAGAGAGAGAAAAAAAGGAAAAAGGAGAUGGUGAAGGAGAGGAAGAAGGAGAGACAGAGAGGGAGAGAGAGAGAGAGAGAGAGAGAGAGAGAGAGAAAACAAAUCGUUUGAAAAAAAAAAUCGUAAAAAAAAAAAUAGAAAAAGAAUGAUAUAAAUACUUGUUUUAUUUUCAAAUGUGGUGAUGACAGGAUGAUAGACUGAUGAUAAUAAUUGAUGACUGACAGGUUGAUGAGAAUAAUUACUAAAAAAAAAACAAAAAAAACUUUUAACUUCCGACUUCUCAGGUUCCUCUUCGCAUAAAAAAUGAUGAUAUUGAUGAUAAAAUUGAGUAGAAACGGAUUAAGAUUUUAUCAUUAAUGUAAUGAUAAUCAUUAUAAUUAUCAUUAAUAUUAUUAUUAUUAUUAUUAUUAUCAUUAUCAUUAUUAUUAUUUAUAUUAUUAUUGCUAUCAUUAUUGCUAUCAAAUCAUUAUCAUUAUUACUAUAAUUAUUACUACCCUUACUACUCUUAUUAUCAUUAUCAUCAUCAUUAUUAUUAUAAUUCCCCAUAAUGAUAUUCCAUGAACCAGUCUCAGCAAGGACAUCAUUUGCAGUUAAAGAUGACGGUUGAGACGGUUAUUUUUAACGUGUGUUCAAAAGAGGGCAGUCGGCGCGCUGGCUGCUGAUUGGUGGGUUGUCUCGACCAAUCCGGUGGCUCGACGAAAGGCCAUACAGACAGUUCCUUUUUUUCCUUAUGGAAUUCUUAGUAAAUUGUUUUACCUCUUGUUAUAUUUGAUUUGAUUUUUAAUUAUUAUUAUUAUUAUUAUUUUUUUUUUUUUGGAGUCAAUUGUAAAAUAUUUCUUGCUGAAUAUAUGUAUAUUUUUUAGAUAUUCUAUUCCCGUUAGUAAGAUAUACUUCUUGUUAAUUGCAUUUCUAAAUAACUUUUAAUCCCAAUAGUGAAAUAUUUACUUCUUGUUAAAUAUAUUUUCAGAAAAUUUUUAAUCCCAAAACCAAAAUAUCUUCCUUCUUGCGAAAUGCAUUUUUUUUUUCUUUUUUUUUAACAUUCCCAAUUAAAUAUUUGGUUGAAACUGAUAUUAAUGACAUCCUGUAAUGAACAUGUUUGCUGAGUUUGAACAAAAAAAAUAUAUAUAUAUAGAACAUCAAAGCUUUAGUAAUAUUAAACAGAAAAAUAUAUACAUGAUUUAAGAGAUAUGCGUAUCUUUUCUUAAGUGUUGUUGAUGUUAUGUAAGUUAUAGCUUGUGUAGAAAAGGUAUGAAUGAGAAUGAAUAUCUUCACAAUGCAAGAGAUGUAUAAAUGCAUAGAUCUAUAAAUACAUCUCUUGUAUUGUGAAGAUAUUCAUUCUCAUUCAUACUUUUUCAUAAAUAUAGCUUGUGGUUUAAUAUCACGAGCGAAAUAAAGAUAUAAGAUGCGU
Messenger RNA from Penaeus monodon (black tiger shrimp), 3002 nucleotides. RefSeq names its product amino acid transporter AVT1B-like. Gene Ontology annotation, molecular function: L-proline transmembrane transporter activity; L-alanine transmembrane transporter activity. Gene Ontology annotation, biological process: amino acid transmembrane transport; L-alanine transport. The transcript is spliced from 8 exons. The coding region runs from base 174 to 1493 and encodes 439 amino acids. NCBI's taxonomy places the organism in Eukaryota, Metazoa, Arthropoda, Malacostraca, Decapoda, Penaeidae. The record is from RefSeq and is a predicted model, not a curated record. Gene Ontology annotation, cellular component: vacuolar membrane.